AUGCUUUUUAAACAAUGGAAUGAAAUACCAGAACCAAGGCAUCUACUAGAUUUCCCAGAGAUUUCAAAAAAUUUGCAUUCCUUAGAAGCCUGUCCAGUUCCAAAAGUAGAAUUACCUCAGGAUUUGGAUGUUUCUCAGUAUUCAACAGUUGUCAUCACUACAAAGAUAAUGAAUCCGUUAUUUCCCAAGAACCUUCUUCAAUUGAUCGCUGUUGGUAAAAUUGAAACCACACUGACAGUAGUGAACUCAGGAUCCGUUCAAUCUACAGGUGAUCACUCUUGGAAUUUUGAUGAAAAUUUUCCCAAUGAAGUCGAUCCUGUUCCAAGAGGUGCCAUGUCGGAUGAAACAAAGUAUGACUUUUCUUUUCCCAUUUACUCCUUUGGGAAAACGUUACUAUUUUCCAUUGAAGAGAACUUUUUAAGUAUAUCACCAAUCUUCGGUAAUAUGAUAAGCAGAUGUAUUGUAUCACGGUUGGUCGAGUCGUCCCCUGAAAUAAUUGUUAUUGGUACCUCCGAUAAAAUCGCUAAUAUGAAGGUAAUGACAAAAGACGAAUGUUCAUUAAAACCACCAGAAUUCAUAACAGGAUUCAUAGGAAGUGUAUUAACACAGUUGGUUGGUGGUGUUAAUAAGGGAAUGAAGUUUAAAUGUCUUGUUGUGCCUAGUGAAGGGCCUAAUGGAUAUGAAAAACUUUCUUUGUCUGACAUGGGCUCUUUAGUCAGCUUAUGUGGCCAAUGGCUUGGUUUUGACCAUUCGAGCUAUCAUGAAGAAUGCUAUCGCCUCUGGAGAUGUGAUAGUGCGGCAAUUGGCGCUCAAUCGGGCCUAUAUAUAUGA
Saccharomyces mikatae IFO 1815 is the source of this 831-nucleotide messenger RNA. It is a transcript of the gene PBA1, whose product is annotated as Pba1p. Gene Ontology annotation, biological process: proteasome assembly. The transcript is spliced from 2 exons. Bases 1 to 831 code for a protein of 276 amino acids. The record is from RefSeq and is a predicted model, not a curated record. NCBI's taxonomy places the organism in Eukaryota, Fungi, Ascomycota, Saccharomycetes, Saccharomycetales, Saccharomycetaceae.